AUGUUUCCCAAAUGGACGGCCUCACGGGCGGUGGUAAGUCACCGCCAUCUCACGCUCAAGCUCCGGCGGCGGCCCAUCAUCCCCGCGCGUCCCAACCCCGUCGCAUUCGCCCCCGACGCGUCCGUUAGGCCGAAGAUCGCCGAGGGCGCCGCGGCGGUCACACCGGACGACCUCACCGGCGUCGUUUCCACCGCGUGGCACCCCACGCGGGCGAUUUGCGCUUGUUCCGUGGGGCGACGCGCGUACGUCCUGGACGGCAUCACCGGCGCGAUCCUCAAGCAGUGCCGCCUGCCGAAGCCUUGCUCGCACAUGGCGUACUCCCCGCCCCGGCUCGGACCCCCGAAGCUCGUCGCCAUCUUCUGCGACGGGUCCCUGUGGUCCCUGGAGGGAUUCGACCCGACGGAGGCGGCGAGGGGCGGGGGAAUCGGCGACGGCGCGACGCGUUUCCGCAGGCUGCACGCGCCGACGGUGAAGGACAAGCGCCUGGCGCUGCGAAGGAACGCACGGGGCACGAUGGCGUUCUGCGCGUCACCCAACGGCCCGGGCGCCGAGCCGUUGUGCAUCUUCGCCGUCGUCGGCGAGAAGGAGCUCCGGUUCGCGACGAUACGUCGCCCGGGAGGCGGAAACGAUGGAGCGUCGUCGGGCGGAUUCGCGGAUAUCUCGCCAGCCGUAUCGCCGACGUCGCCGCUCUCGAACGCGUCGGAUCGAACGUCCGAUCGAACGUCCGCGGCGCACGAACCGCCCGUGAAACUGCGCGGCGAACCCAAGAAGACGCCCAUCGCGUUCGUGUGUUCGCACCCGGACCUGUCGCCGAGGAUAUGCGCGGGAUACGUCGACGGAACGGUUCGCGUGUACGACCUCGCGACGUGCGCCGUCGCCGCGGCGUUUAAGAUCCCGCCUCCGAUCGGCGCCAAGCGGGGCACCGCCGCGCCGACGUGCGCCGUAUGCGUCAGGCUCCCGCCGGCGCGUCAUCAUCACGGCGGGGGAGGUCAUCACGGGUGGGAAGGGGGCGGUCACGGCGCGGGCGGGGGUACCGUCGGCGAAGCGGCGGUCGCGAUCGGCGACGCCACGGGUAGGAUAACGCUUUGGCCGAUGCGCCCCGGGUCGGUGUACGGCGGGACGGGGGGGACGGGGGGGACGGGUGGGGGAACUGGCGGAGGGUUCGGCACGGACGGGGGUUUCGGCUCGGACGACUUCGACGACGGUUCGUAUCCGGCGGACGGUUCAAGUUCCGACCCCCGAGGAGACGCGAAGGGCCGGAAAACCGCGGCGGAGAUGGUGGACGAGGCGCAGGCGUCGCCGCCGGAUAUGAACCGUCGCGGCGCGUGCCCCGUGAUCGCGCUGCAGACUUUACCAGCGAACGGCGGGAUCGUCGCGCUCGUCGGGUCCUUCGGGUCGGCGGCGGCGGACGACGACGACGCGGCGGAAUGCUCGACGCAGGCGUGGCGAGUCGAGGACGACGGCGGCUCGUCGUUUUACAUUCGCCUCGCCCGCGGCGGCGACGGUUCGUAUCCGCGCGUCCCGAGCUUACCCCCGUCCGCGACGAGGGCGUGCAUCGCGACGCAUCCGUCGCAGCUCAAGUUCUCCGCCGUCGCGGUCGGGACGGUUCAUAUCCCGGGCGAGGAGCGAUCCUGGGGCGAACCGGCAAAAAACGCGCGGGGAAAAAGAGGCUCGCCGCCCGCGCCGUCGCCACCGUUCACCGUCUUCAUCUCCGAGGGUGCCGGGUUGGUUCCCGCGGGCGUCACCGCUGAUGACGCGUUCACCUGCGAACUCGCGGCGGUGCGCGGCGUGGACGUCGAGGCGACGACGAGCGCGACGCCUCCCGCGAGGCACCGCGAGGCGUUCGCCCUGGGCGGCGACGCCGUGUGGGCCGUCGACCUGUCGGAGGGGCCCGGGGGUAAGAUGAAGACGCGCGUACCGAAGGCGGGCGAUCCCGACGUCGCAUCGAACGACGACGGUGGUGUUGGCGGGGGAGGGGGCGGGGGCGGGGGCAGAAUCGAUCGAUACGCGCGGCGGCUGGAGCACUCGCCGGCGUCGUCCGCUUUUCUCAUCGCCUCCGGUCCCGCCGGCGCGUCGUGCGAUAGGAUCGGCGCUUGGAAGGAAGGGGUCCCGUCGCCGUGCGUGCACGCGGGACGCGAUGCGACGUUCGUCGGUAACGCCGACGCGUGUUUCAGCGUGCUCAGCGUGGACGGCCGAACGCUCUCCUUAUUCGCCGUCGACUCGCCAAAGGCGCGAAUGGCGGCGUACGCGUUGGACGGAGAGUGCGACAGGGUGUUUCGCGGGCCGUCGCCGAACGCCGUGGCGUUCAGCGCGCUCGACUGGCCGGAUACGAACCGUCGCGAGCGGGUGCGAAGCGGCGCGAGCGCGAAGGCGCGUUCGGAUGGACCUCGGGGUUGCUUCGGCGUGCUUCACAACGUCGACGGGCGGGGACGGCGAAUGGAGGGGUACCUGACGCUCGAACCUCGCGAGCGGGUCGUCCGCGCACUUUUCCAGAGAGUUCCGGAGCUGCGGGACGUCGACCCCGACGGCACCCCCGCGGGCGCCGUCGCCGUGCUCACCUCCCGAUCGCGCCUUCUCCUCGCCGAGUACCGCGGCGGCGGGGAGAAGGGCGAGCCGUGCGUCAUGACCAAACUCUCCGAGACGCCUCCGGAUGUUUCCGUGGGUUCGUGCGCGUGGUUCGGGCCCGCGCUGGUGUACACCGAGUCGAACGGCGCGAUGGGGAUGCUCACGUGGCACGCCCCGAUCGACGGCGGCACGCACCGCGCCGGGUGCGUCCUGCCCCUGUGCGGCGGCGGCGUGGGCGCCGCCGCGGACGCCCACCACGGCGGGACGCUCUUGACGUUCACGGAGGACGCAGCCGUCUGCCUCCACCCGACGGGCGACCCGCCCCCCGCGCCGCCCGCGUGCACGUCGCGACCCAUCGCGUUCAUGGACGCGCUGUGCGUCGCGUGGGGAAGCGUGUGCGACUCGCGGAAAUCGCGAUCGCUCCCGGUGCCGCUCGACGGCGCGAGGCGCGCGGUGGCCGUCGCCGCGGGUCGGUUUGACGCCGCGAGGGUGUCGGCCAGGGCGCUUCACGCGAUGAGCACGUCGCUGGCGCUCCCGGGGUUGGCAUCUAACGUGGGGGCGCGGGCGACGCACCUGGGGGUGGGCGCGCGUGCCGGGGUCGCCGCGCGCGCGUACCGCGCGUCCGCCGCGGUGGAGAGCGCUCGGCUAUCCCAGAACCAGCCCGCGGAUUUGACGGUACCUCGCGACGCCCUCGCGUACUCGACUCCCGCGUCGUGCGAGGUUCGACCGGACGUUUUCGCGGCGAUGAGGGACGCGUCCGAGGCGGCGACGUUCAUCGGCGACGCGCGGUCCGCGUUCGACGCCGCCGCGCUGGCGGUCGGGGCGACGGGGGGUAAGGAUUUCGGGCCGUUGGUCCGUCUGUGCGAGCGCGGCGUGGCGGCGGCGGACGGCGGCGGCGGCUACGCGUCCAUCGAGGACGACGUUCGGCGCAAGCUCGCGGAGGGAUCCGCGGUGCGUGACGCGUGCCUCGAGGCGCUGGCGAGGCGCGCGCCGCCGACGAUGCCGCCGCCCGACGGCAUCGAAGCGCCAGCCGGGUUCGAGGUGACACUCGGAAGCAUGGCGGCGGCGGCUUUGACUCUGGCGACGGGCCGCGAGGCGGGCGUCGAAGCCGGCCUCGGGAAGGAGGUGUCGCGCGCGUCGACGCUCCGGCACGCCGACUGGCUCGGCGUGAGGGUUAAAAACACGGGGAACGGCGCGGGCGGGGUCGAGGGCGACGUUUCAGAUCCCGGCAUCCGUUCGCGUUAUAAUCGCGACGGGAGGGGGAUCGGGUACGACGGGUGGGGCUCUUCGCCGCCCGCGUCCAACCCGGCGUCGCCCGGCCGGCCGCCGACACACGCGCAGGUGGGAUUGGGAGGAACCGGCACGACGUUCAGACCCGCGGCGCCCGUGCAGCCGGCCGCGGCGGCGGCGACGACGGCGGCGCCCCCGAGUUUCGCUCCCGCGGCGUCGCGGCAGCCGUCGCAGCAGCCGUUUCAGCCGUUUCCCGCGGAAGCGCCCCCGGCUUUCGCGCCCGCUUCCUCGACGCCUUUUCCAAGCUCGGAUCCGUUUCGAGACGCGCCGCCCCCGGGUCGCGCGGCGCACUCGACCAACCCGGGUAACCUGUCCGUGUCGCUUCCGACCGGGGACGACGCCGAUCCGUUCGCGGCGCCGACCGUCAUAACGCACGGGGACCCGAAUCGGCACCCGCGGGUGCCCGAAUCGGCGUCCCAACCCCCGCGAUCGAGCGGCGGGUUCUCGGCGCCGGCGGCGGCGUCGGUCCCGCGCGCGGCCGCUGCCGGUUUCGAGGGUUUCGACGGCGCCGAGGGUUUCGAAGCCGCGAGCAACAAUUUCGAAGCCGCGAGCAACGCCGGCACGUCCCCCACGGCGCUCACGUCCCCGACCGCCACGACGUUCGCCAACAGGGCGUACGAGUGGGGCGGGAGUCAGUAUACCGGGACGUACUACGCCGGAACGACGGGGGACUGGCGCGGGUCGCAAUUCGGCGCGGGCGACGGCGCCGACCCGUUUGGUUCGUCUUCGGAUGGCGGCGGGUUCGGCGGCGACGAUUCGGAUCUUGAUUCAGACGACGAUUCGGACGAUCCGUUCGGCGAUCCGUUCGGCGACGUCCCCGCGGCGGCGAGCAGCAGCCCGCCGGCGGGUUUCGGAAGUUUCGGGGGUCACGGCGACCCGCCCGCGCCGCGUCAACCGCCGACAGCUGUGACGAACGCGAUUGGAACGGACGCCGGGAUCCGAACAGUCGCGAUGACCCCGCCUCCGACCCCGCCGCCGCCGCCGCCGCCGCCGCCUCCGCCGCCGCCACCGCCGAUGACGACGUCUACGACCAACGACGACCCGCCGAUCGACCCGACGCACCUCCCGACGCUUCGCGCCGUCGCCGCGGGCACCCGCGCGCUCGAGGCGUCAGACUACGACUUUGCGCAGACGGCGACGAGGAGGGCGGCUGUGGAGGCGCUGGCGCCCGAACGUGGACGGCGCACGAUCGUUCGCAAGUGCGCGGCCUACGCGCUGGCGUGCGGGAUCCUUCGGCACGCGAGGCGCCUGUGCGAGGUUCUCGCCGCGGAAGAGGGGUCGAGCGAUUCCGGUACGACCGACGGGGAUUCCAACCCGACUCAACCGGCGACCCGUCCCAAAAUCCCGUCCGUCGGUCCGCAAUCCCCGUGGAACGAUCCGAGCUCGCACCCGCGUUUAAGGCAAAUAGCGGUCGAGCUCGCGAGACUGGGCAGGCACCUCGCGGCGCUGCCGCUUGACCCGACGCACAGGUGUACAGUCACUCGGUUCGCGGCGGUUUGGAACUUUCGAGCCGGAAAUGUAAAAACGGCGACGGCGAUGCUCGGGUCGCUGGUGCUAUACGCCGGGACGAUCCCGAAGCGCGUGGACUUGGACUUUGAUCUGCUCGCGGUGGUGUCGUGCGCGGUGGCGGCGCGUGUGCGCGGCGCCACGCCGUUCGACGCGUUCGACGGCGGGCGUCCCGCGGAUGGAGAUGGAGUUGGAGAUUCAAAAUCGUCGAUGGACGAAAACGUGCCGGCGGGGGAGGAUCCCGCGUUGAUCUGCGCCGCGACGCUUCGGACGAUAUCGAGCGGGACGGAGGCGACGUGUGGAGUGUGCGGGGCGACGCACGGGAGCGACGCGGCGGCGGCGGCGGCGGGGGCUGGGCCGAAGUGCGCCGUCUGCGACAGUCCGAUGGCGUGA
This is a messenger RNA of Micromonas commoda, 5754 nucleotides long. RefSeq lists its product with no specific name. Bases 1 to 5754 code for a protein of 1917 amino acids. Gene Ontology annotation, molecular function: protein binding. The transcript is spliced from 3 exons. The record is from RefSeq and is a predicted model, not a curated record. Lineage: Eukaryota; Viridiplantae; Chlorophyta; Mamiellophyceae; Mamiellales; Mamiellaceae.